Messenger RNA from Liolophura sinensis, 3384 nucleotides. RefSeq names its product NADH-ubiquinone oxidoreductase 75 kDa subunit, mitochondrial-like. Gene Ontology annotation, biological process: ATP synthesis coupled electron transport. Gene Ontology annotation, molecular function: iron-sulfur cluster binding; NADH dehydrogenase (ubiquinone) activity. The record is from RefSeq and is a predicted model, not a curated record. Bases 3 to 2189 code for a protein of 728 amino acids. Gene Ontology annotation, cellular component: membrane. NCBI's taxonomy places the organism in Eukaryota, Metazoa, Mollusca, Polyplacophora, Chitonida, Chitonidae. The transcript has 19 exons.
CAAUGCUGCGUCUCUGGCCCUUGUGGAGGGUGGGCAGUGGCCCAAGCAACCUUUUGGCUGUGACCGCACGAUCCAAGUCCACUGCUGUACAGCCAGCCCCGGAGAAGGUAGAAGUGUUUGUGAAUGACACACGGGUCUUGGUGGAACCUGGAACUACAGUGUUACAGGCCUGUGCUGAAGCUGGUGUGGAGAUUCCCAGGUUUUGUUAUCAUGACCGGCUGUCUAUUGCAGGCAACUGCCGCAUGUGUCUGGUGGAGGUGGAAAAAUCACCCAAGCCAGUGGCAUCCUGCGCCAUGCCUGUGAUGAAGGGUAUGAGAGUGAAACCAGAUUCCCCAGCCUCUAGGAAAGCCAGGGAAGGGGUGAUGGAAUUCUUAUUAGUGAACCAUCCACUAGACUGUCCUAUUUGUGACCAGGGGGGUGAGUGUGACUUACAGGAUCAGUCCAUGGUGUUUGGGAGUGACAGAUCACGCUUUACCGACAAUGUUUAUUCAGGGAAAAGAGCUGUGGAGGAUAAGAACAUAGGACCUUUGGUGAAGACGAUCAUGACACGCUGUAUACACUGCACCAGAUGUAUCAGGUUUGCCAGUGAAGUGGCCGGGGUUGAUGACCUAGGCACGACGGGGCGUGGGGGUGACAUGCAGGUGGGCACUUACGUUGAGAAGAUGAUCAAGUCUGAGUUAUCUGGGAACGUGAUAGACCUAUGUCCUGUGGGGGCUCUCACCUCUAAACCAUACUCCUUCACAGCCCGCCCCUGGGAACUCAGGCGUAUAGAGAGUAUAGACGUACUGGAUGCUAUAGGUAGUAACAUUGUGGUCAACACCCGUACUAACGAAGUCCUCCGCAUACUGCCCAGGAUGAAUGAGGACGUUAACGAAGAGUGGAUCUCGGACAAGACCCGUUUUGCUUAUGAUGGCUUGAAGCGGCAGAGACUGACCACACCACUGGUCAAGGAUGAGCAUGGUAAUCUGGUCAGCACGUCUUGGGAGGAGGCCUUCUUUAGGGUGGCAGAAAAGCUGAACCAGACAUUAGGUGAGGACAUGGCUGUGAUAGCCGGGGGUCUGGUGGACGCUGAAGCUCUGGUUGCCCUCAAGGACAUGAUGAAUGGGAUCGGGGUGGAGAAUCUGUGUACAGAGGAGAGCUUCCCCAUGGACGGAGCAGGCACUGACCUUCGAUCUAACUAUCUGCUGAACACGACAAUAAGCGGCGUAGAAGAGGCAGACGUCAUUCUCCUCGUGGGCACCAAUCCCCGCUUUGAGGCACCACUUUUUAACACUCGUAUCAGGAAGAGCUGGAUCCACAAUGAUCUGCAGGUGGCUCUGGUGGGAACACAGGUAGACCUCACAUAUGAAUAUGAGCACCUUGGUGACAGUACUUCUGUUCUGAAUGACUUGGCCUCAGGCAAACAUCCCUUCUCCAAGGUUUUAAAUUCCUCUCAAAAACCAAUGGUUGUUGUGGGAAGUUCAGCUCUACAACGGGAAGACAGCGCUGCCAUACAUGCUGCUGUAACCUCCAUCGCUCAGAAUGCCAAAUCUGCCUCAGGAGAGGACUGGAGAGUUCUUAAUGUUCUACAGCGGUUUGCAUCUCAAGUGGCUGCCCUGGACAUAGGUUACAAGGCAGGUGUCAGCUCUAUCAGAAAUAAGCCCCCUAAAGUGCUCUUCCUGCUGGGGGCAGAUGGUGACACCAUUUCAAGAUCUGAUCUCCCCAAAGAUUGUUUUGUCAUUUAUCAAGGUCACCAUGGUGACAGGGGCGCCACAGUGGCAGACGUGGUAUUGCCAGGGGCGGCGUACACAGAGAAAGAUGGCACAUAUGUGAACACUGAGGGUCGUGCCCAGGAAACACGACUUGCUGUCCCUCCCCCAGGCAUGGCUAGAGAGGACUGGAAAAUCAUCCGUGCUCUGUCGGAGAUUGUGGGGACGACUUUGCCAUAUGACAAACUUCAGGAACUACGGAGGAGGAUGACAGAACUCUCCCCUAAUCUUACACGAUAUGGAGAUGUGGAGGAGGCCAACUAUUUUAAACAGUCUGAAGAAUUGGCUAAACUGGUCAAGUCUACACUUUCCUCAAACCCCCUGACACCUCCACAGCAAAAACUUCAGGACUUCUACAUGACAGACCCGAUAAGUCGAGCCUCAGAGACGAUGGCGAAGUGUAUACAGGCAGUGGAUAAGGCUGACAGCAGCCCGUAUUAACCCCUCCUACUCUGUAGUCAAAUGCUGUACAUAGUGGCUGACAGUGCUGUGUUCUAACUAGGCUACGUUAUCUAGUGUGCUGACUCAGGCCUAAUAUCAUCGAGUCAGAUACCUUGUUCAAGUCUGCGUAUAGAAAGAGAUGUCCGUAAGUUAAGUUGUGCAACUUACUGAAAGCUUAUGAAUCUAGGGAAUAUUCUUGGAUACGGCUAAAAACACUAAUGAGAUCAACAAAAUGAAACUUCCCAGAGCAUUUCUACAUGCAUCGAAGAGCGUUUUAUCUUUGUGUGAUGGACACAAACUGUGUUUGGUGUAGGGACAUGUGAAGGUUACCCCUUGACAAGAUACCUGUACUGGGGUCUUGAACUCCUUCACUAAAACCCUCCAACAGCAUUCAGGUUACUAGCUAUAUAAAUUAUUAGGGGUUUUCUAUUGGUUUUUCACAGGAAAUAUCUGUCUAGUUAACAUAAAGCAUAUCUGGAAUGGUGGUUUCAUUUUAGCAAAGUUUAUUUGAAAAUUUUUGUCUGAGGGAUUCACAGGCAGUGAUUUGAGCUCGAUGAAGUGAACACAUUUGCAAAGAACCCCAAAGUGUUAAAAAAUUUGGCUUUAGAUGUGGCCUCCUGCAACAAAUUACGCCUGGAAAUCAGCCAGGCCUUUCGAUUUCAAAUCUGGACUACAUAUGUGCACAGCUUUUCACAGCUGGCCGUGGUCAAAAUUGGCUACAUUUAUAAGAAAAACAGAAAGAGACCUGUAAUUGCAAGAGUUAGCAAUGUGCAUCCUGGUUAAAGAAACCUGAGGAUAAGUCUCAAAUCAUAACAAGCCCCUUUCAAAUUCUAAGACUUCUAAUAAAUUCUAACAUUUAUGCCAGUUACCAAAUGAUUAGAUAUUCUAAAUAUUUUCAGUUUGUAAUGUAAUUUAUGAGCUAAAAUUAUAUCCAUUGGUUUUCACAUAAUGAGAAUUUCUAUUAUAGACAUUGACAAAACUUUAAAUAUGUUUGAAGACUGGCCCAAAGUGCUUAUGUAUGUAAUACAAGCCUGUCUCCAAAGUGCUUUUCAUUCAAUUUCUAAGCACAUUUGUUAGUGUCCAGUGUGCGUGGACUACACAGCAUUUUGUAUAAAGUAAGUAGUCAAACUUUGCCAGUUGUCUCCAAGUUUGCAUUGUAAAUAUUGUUGCAUAUGUAUUGAUUCACAUUUGAAUA